Messenger RNA from Tupaia belangeri chinensis (Chinese tree shrew), 2197 nucleotides. It is a transcript of the gene ARRDC4, whose product is annotated as arrestin domain containing 4. NCBI's taxonomy places the organism in Eukaryota, Metazoa, Chordata, Mammalia, Scandentia, Tupaiidae. The record is from RefSeq and is a predicted model, not a curated record. Bases 1 to 1035 code for a protein of 344 amino acids. Gene Ontology annotation, biological process: protein transport. Gene Ontology annotation, cellular component: plasma membrane; cytoplasm. Gene Ontology annotation, molecular function: ubiquitin-like ligase-substrate adaptor activity. The transcript is spliced from 10 exons.
AUGGCGAUUACAGUGGAAAAACCAGGAGGUGGAGGGCUGGGUGCGCCGGAGCCGGUGGCCCUGCGAGCGCUGCGCCUGGAGGCCCAGGGCCGUGCCACCGCCUCCUGGGGCCCAAGCGCCGGAGCCCGCGUCUCGGCCAGCACCGCGACUCCAGCCGCCGCCUCGGAGGUGGAAUACCUGGACGUGCGCCUGAGCCUGCGCGAACCCCCGGCCGGUGAAGACAUCAUUUUACUACAGCCUGGAAAACAUGAAUUUCCAUUUCGUUUCCAGCUUCCAUCUGAACCUCUGGUCACCUCGUUUACUGGGAAAUACGGAAGUAUUCAGUACUGCGUGAGGGCUGUUGUGGAACGACCCAAGGCACCUGCCCAGACCGUGAAGCGGGAUCUCCAGGUGGUCAGCCACAUCGAUGUCAACACGCCAGCGUUAUUAACCCCUGUAUUGAAAACUCAAGAGAAAAUGGUUGGCUGUUGGUUUUUCACGUCGGGCCCCGUCUCGCUGAGUGCCAGAAUAGAAAGAAAAGGAUACUGUAACGGAGAAGCUAUUCCCAUCUAUGCGGAAAUCGAGAAUUGUUCCUCUCGUCUCAUCGUUCCCAAGGCGGCCAUCUUCCAGACCCAGACGUACCUGGCCAGCGGCAAGACGAAGACCGUCCGGCACAUUCCAGACAAUGUGUACAUCCACAUUCCUGGUGCUCAGAAGCUGAUGCUCGAGCUGCCGUUAGUGAUCGGCACGGUUCCCUACAACGGCUUCGGGAACUGCAGCGUCCCCAGCCACUUCAGCGUGGACAUGAGCUGGCUCACGCUAGCCCUGCCAGAGCAGCCCGAAGCCCCACCAAAUUACGCAGACGUGGUAUCCGAGGAGGAGUUCUCCAGGCACGUCCCCCCUCUCCCUCAGCCUCCUGACUGCGAGGGAGAAGUGUGCUGUCCCGUGUUUGCCUGCAUUCAAGAAUUCCGUUUUCAACCUCCACCUCUUUACUCAGAGGUCGAUCCACAUCCCUGUGACGUAGAAGAUACCCAGCCUGUCUCCUUCAUUCUCUGAACACACGCUAGAAAUCACUGUGCUCCCCAUCACACGGGAACGUUGACUCUUUUCCACCUGCCUCCUCGGGGGCGAGGGAAGGAAGACUCACUUAAGAACACGCGUGGACAUCCAGACCGAAGGCGGUAGAAAUGAAAUAUAAGCACUCCGAGUGGGCCGACGUCAUGUUUGCACACGUUUCUGUGGUGGUGACAGGGUCCUGCUAAAGAAUGGAGAUGCGGGAAGUGACAGAAGGUAGCGGAAGUCGCGAUGGUGCAGAGUACGUGAGGGAGGUCUGCGCUGUCCCACGAGGCGGGCGUCUGUAGAUGGUGAGGAUGCUGCAAGCGGACUUGGGAGGGGUUUCUCAGAGGGAGGCGGAACCAUCCUAACCCGAGGCAGUGUAGACGAGACAGAGUUGGAGGGCGGAGCCGUGCGUGGUUGCAGGAACAGAAAAGCGGCCUACUCCACCCACAGAGCGAGACCCUCAGACUUCAGGGUCUUUGUGAUUUCUUAGCGUCUUCACUGUAUUCGAGGACAGGCACCCUGGGGGCUGUCCUUUGUUGAGAUGUUGGCCGUAGGAGGUUUGAAUGAAGUCAGUUUUCACUCUUCCAGUCGGAGGUCAAGAUAGAGCGUACGGCUUGGCCGUUCAGUAUUUACAAAACCAAGAAAGGGUUCCAUGAACGUCUUAGUGCAGAGAGGAAAGUAUUGCAGUACGAGAUCACAUUUUACUGAAGGCUGUCAUUUUCACCCCCCUGUAAGAACUUUUCACAGAAUCCCUCACAUCUUGUUUACCUAGGAGCACAUGUGAAAAAAGAAGAGCAUGGGGAGAUUGCAUCUUCAGGAUGUGUUGAGAACUACACACAGUCCAUAGGACAAAAAAAAAAAGCCUUUUCCUAACCUACCUCUUGCGGGGUUAUACGUCUUUAAAACUCUGAUCAGUCUUUGGCCUGUCUGCUGUUUGCAGCGAGCGGUCUUACUCCCCCCUCUCCUAUCAUCAGAUCCGUAACUAUAAGGGAAAAGCCCGCGAGCUUGGCAUGAAGCAGAAGUCAACAGACACACAUCUAAGGGUGUUUCAAAACACCGACGCAGGGGACCAACAGUUAGCAUAAUGGCUAUGUCGCUGGACUCCCACGUAGUCAACCACGGUUCGAGUCCCGGAUCCGGUGGCUUAAACUCACGCCGG